AUGGAUACAGUUCUGUACGUGAUCAACUUUGCUACCACCACUGUGAUCAUCAUGACAGACAUACUUAUUUUAUUUGUCGCCCUAAAAAUGGGUCAAGCUCGAAAACAACUCGUGCUAUGGACGAUUUUUCUAUCAAUGGCUAUGGAUGUUGCGGUUUACAUGAUUAUUAUUAUUCAUGAUGUACCAAGUUUUGUCUUGGACACCGACAUUUUCAAAGCUGAGGAGCUCACAUACAUUGCGAUUCUGAUACUAUGCUGCCAAUGGUUUGGUCAGCUAUUCGUUCUUCUGGUGCUGUCGGUCCUUCAUUUUAUCGCAGUGUUUUCUCCAGCGAAUUUCCGUACACUUUUGCCAAUUCACAUGCAAAUGAUCAACAUCGCCAUUGUUAUUAUUGGAGUCCUUUUUGCAGCUCCAAUGCUCACGCCGUACUGCGGCUAUUCCUACGUGACACAAGGUCAUUAUUGGAACUUCGACAUGAGUAAACCUUACACCUAUAUUUACUGGACUCUUAACCUCGUUUUACAGGCAGUCUGCGUGGCUGUAGUGGCUUGUGUCGACACUAUCAUUAUCUGGAAAAUCUGUAUGCUCCGAACCAAUCCGUCAAAGAAAAUGACAAAUAAUAUGUCUACGGUUCCAGCUGUUGGAAAAAAGGCGAUUGCCGUUAUCAGCCGGGAACUGCGUUUGGCCAUUAAUUUUUUACUUCUUAGCGUUUGCUUCCUGCUGAUGACAAUCUUCUUCAAUAUUCCAUACCAG
Molecule: messenger RNA, 750 nt
Organism: Ostertagia ostertagi
Lineage: Eukaryota; Metazoa; Nematoda; Chromadorea; Rhabditida; Trichostrongylidae
Source: the annotation of a GenBank genome assembly